Messenger RNA from Branchiostoma floridae (Florida lancelet), 3952 nucleotides. Its product is annotated as neuronal calcium sensor 1-like. NCBI's taxonomy places the organism in Eukaryota, Metazoa, Chordata, Leptocardii, Amphioxiformes, Branchiostomatidae. The record is from RefSeq and is a predicted model, not a curated record. Gene Ontology annotation, molecular function: calcium ion binding. Bases 203 to 799 code for a protein of 198 amino acids. The transcript is spliced from 11 exons.
CCGGGGACUUGUUCUGAUUUGGAAGUCACGUGACGUGGGAUGUUCCCAUCAUGGCGCCCGAGAGAGCGAGCUCACACCACUUCUCCUCCUAAAUAUUAUGUUUCCAAGAUUCCUGCUGUGUUUGUCUUCGAGAUCGGAGCGGUAGACAAGGGCUGGGACUUGUAGGAUUUCUGUAGGACUCUUCAACUCGGGAAUUUCCGCCAUGGGGAAGAGCGGCAGCAAGCUGACGGCCGGAGAAAUGAAGGAACUUCAGGAGUGCACCUACUUUGACAAAAAGGAGUUGCAACAAUGGCAUCGUGACUUCAUGAAAGAUUGUCCGAGCGGCGCGCUACGGAAAGAGGAGUUCACAACAAUCUACAAGCAAUUUUUCCCUCAUGGAGAUCCCACAAAGUUUGCCGAUUUUGUCUUCAAUGUGUUUGAUACAAACAAGGAUGGUUACAUCACAUUUAAAGAAUUCAUCUGUGCACUAUCCAUCACGUCAAGAGGGACGUUAGACGAAAAGCUGGACUGGGCUUUCAACUUGUAUGACCUCGACAACGAUGGCUACAUCACAAAAUCAGAGAUGCUGAACAUAGUGGAAGCCAUCUACGCCAUGGUGGAAAAGAGUAGCUCCCUUUCUGGCGAGGGCACAAUGCUGGAGCUGCCCCCAGAUGAGGACACGCCGGAGAAGAGAGUUAACAAGAUCUUCGCACAGAUGGAUAAGAAUAAGGACGGAAAGUUGAGCCGUUCGGAGUUUAUCUCAGGCUCGAAGAAGGACGCCUGGAUUGUCCAGGCGCUGGCUAUAGAAAUGGAGCAAUGAUGUCUGUGUAUACAAGUUUCCAUUGUGAGAGCGUUACAAAUGAACAAGGAUGGGCUGAUUAGCAAGCAGGAGUUUAGAGAUGGCGCAAAGAAGGACAAAUGGAUCUGUUCCGCCCUGUCCCUGGACUUAUAGCUGACAAGGACGUAGAAAUGUAGAAAGAAAAGUGUCCUGGUCUCAGAUAGAGCGCAGUCUAGUCUGUCAUAGGGCUGCGUUGUAGGUAUAAUGGUCCCAUCAUCAACAAGCCUGUGUAACAAAAUCUAUGGCAUUCAAUGUUGUCUUUCUGCAAGCUUGUCAUUGAAAUUUUGACGGGAUCGAGGGAAAACAUCAGGACUAAACUUCAGGUUUCCCUAUUCCUGUUUUAGUCCAAUGUAGAGGGAGGGCACGACAAUACAGGAAUGCGGCAACGUUACUUAAAUGAAAAAUACGAGAAGAGGGCAAAUUUUUUGAAGUGUGUCAUGGCAACUUUUUGGAUUCUAUUGUUGAUGGAGGAAAAGAUGGGGAAGAAUGUUGAUAAUUUGUAUCGUGUAGCUUCUCCUUAGCGUAAGAUGAGCUGAGUACUUUGUAAUAAGAGAUCUGAACUUACAUGUAUUCUGUGUGGACAUGGGAUGUUACGAACCUGCAUACAUGUAGAGUUACCUGCAAAAUCUGUACCACGUUUCAACGCAGCUGUGUAAUAUAAAAAAAAGAGGUUUUUAGCUUUUCUUAUUAUAUAACUUGUCUAAGGAGGAUGCUAUAGUUGUUGUAUGCUCCUAAAAAUGCUGUGAAUUUGCGAAGAGAAUUCUAUUUGGUAUGACGUAGUGAUGUUCAUGAGUUUUCAAAUGUAAAGCUACAUAGACUUGAUUUUAUGGAUGACAUCAAUUUUGGCUUGUAUCCCGAAAGAGAAUCUCCUUUUGGCAGAACGGAGGAAGUAAUUUGACAAAGUUUAAGCAAAUGGAGAACUAUUUCUGAACCCGUUGUGAAACUAAACAAAAACAAGAGUAAGGUCAACAUUUUUAUUGAACUGUUUCAAUGUGUUCAAACAUUCCUUUGCAAAAAGGAACAAAAUUUGUUUUACUUCCUUAUUCUUUUUAGGGAUACUCCAAAGAUGCCAUUCAUCCAAAUCAAAUUUGUGUUGCUGUAGGUAUGUAAUGAAAGAAGACUAUAUAUACCAGUGGCUGUGUCUGACCUCAGAGGUGUUUGUUGUUUGCAUGCCGACCCUGGAGAGUUUGGAACCGAUUUGUGCAUUUCCUAAAAAAAUGGCUUGUAACACUCUUCUUCUUCAGGGCACGUCCAUGUGAACAGUUGUCGUAUCUUAGCCAGCGAGUUUGAGUUUUUCUCAUCACGUUUUACGUACGCAAGUUUGGUAGUCUAGACUUUAGUGCUAAGGAAAAGGUGAAUGCUUUUUGUACUGUUUGCUCUGUAAGACUUAGUGCAAUGAUACUGCCUAUGCUUUUUCGGGCCCUCCUGUUGUGAACCUACUUAGUUAUACUAUUGUGUACCUCAAGGAUGCAUCAUUGGGCCCCUUUACACUGUUUAAGUUAUAGAGUCUAAGACUUAAUGACUUCUUCAAUCAACUACCCAUUUUAGAAGUGAAAAUGUUUCCCUCUCAUAUUGAUGUUAACUGCAAUUUUCUUAUCCAUGACCCAGUGAACAUCUGUUAAUGUCAAAUGUCAAAGGUGAUGUGUCAAAUGUCAUACCAGCAGUCAUGUAUUAGCACCACUGAUUUUUGUUGUUGACAUGAUCAUAAGUGCAAUUCUGGAAAAACUGACGACAAGGGCAGACGAAAUGAUACAGCUAGACUUUUUGUUGUCUUUGUUUCACAACAAUCGGUUGACGGCAGUUGAAUUCUGAACUUGUCUAUGAAAAGUUGUGUACGUGUAGUAUACAUUGUCAAAACUUAAGCUUGUUAGUGACCAGAAUGUACCAUUCAUGCUCCUCUCAUGACACCUUACAAAUUAUUUCAGGCUGUGUCAGUACAAUUCCUUGUUUGUCAUCGUUGUCAUUUAAGUUUCUUUGUCAGCUGAGAAAAAAUGUAUAGAAAAUGCUACGCAUGCCCUACUCAUUACAACGUUUUGAGGGGCAAGACUUUUUUGUUCUGUCUUUUCCCCCAAUAACCAAGGAAUUGUACUCACAAUCAUAUUUCAUUCAAACAAAAGAGUUGGACUAGUUUGCUUUUAAAUUUCCUGAUGAGACAGCUAUGAUGUGACAAGUUGUGGGUUAACGAAAAAUAUUUUCUGUCAGAAUAGAUAAAAAUUAGAGGGGGAAAUCCUAGCAGCAAUGUUAGACAAUUGCAUAUCAAGUUUUGGUAUAAUGUUACGAAUCCUUUAGCAUAGUACAAGGAAGGACUUGAAAAAAAGAAGAAAUUUUAUACAGAUAUUCUAGUCAGAUAUGGAUGUAAGCAUGUAGUCUAACUGCAGGAAAAGGCAUAGUGGAAUAUAGACCUUAAAACGUACAGUUAUAUUAUACAAGGGCUGGCAAAUCUGUCGGCGGUGUUUUGAGCAUACCAAAAUUUGACUUGUGUUAUUCUGGAGCUGCUAUCAUCCUGUUCUUUUGCUGUUUUCAUGCCACUUUUGUGAGAUACGUUUGUCUGAGUCAACAGUCUUCCCGAGGGAGUUUACAGCACAGUUUCUGUCAUACCAAAUAAGGCAAUAAAACUCCAUGAGUUGCACCAAUCAGAAGUCCACUUAGGUAACAGGUGUAUUAGGAGAGACCUCUAUCAUUUGAUAGCAGUACUGCAACUCACGCUACUUGCACACUGAAGAACUUUAGCAUGGUUGUCAUCAAUGCCCUUUUGAAGCAUUAGAUGGUAUAUCAAUUCUGAUAGUAUCGAGGUUAAUUAGAACUAGACUGAAUUUCUGUGUUAUUGGAGGUGUUGAAUUUGUGUAGUACCUGCAUAUUUAACCCUCAAAAACCCAAGUUAAUAGUUACCAGGUUCCCUGUAGGCUCUCUCUGGAAGACUGUUAUUAGACAAAACUUUAUGUUGGGAUCUCUUGUUUUUGUACAUAAAAACGUUCAUGUUUAGUGGGUAGGGAUAGAGGCGUUCGUGUCCUCCACUAGUGAUGUUUUAUUUAUUGGAAAUAUUUAUGCGUUUCUUCAGGAUGUACGUUUUGUACGGUGUAAGAAGUUAUCAUCAGUCAACUUGCCUGUUCUAAAUACAUUUCAGUAUAACGGAAA